Messenger RNA from Aspergillus chevalieri, 228 nucleotides. RefSeq lists its product as uncharacterized. Lineage: Eukaryota; Fungi; Ascomycota; Eurotiomycetes; Eurotiales; Aspergillaceae. The transcript has a single exon. The coding region runs from base 1 to 228 and encodes 75 amino acids. The record is from RefSeq and is a predicted model, not a curated record.
AUGUUCCUCUCCACUGACGUCAGCCGCUUGAGCAACUCAGAUGCUGUGGCCGGUGCUGGAUGGUAUGGACACUGGGGUGCAUGGAAGCAGGAGUCUGCCUGUGGCCAUCUCUGCCUUCCCAAGCGUGAAGUUUUUGAUGUAGAAGCUACUGCAGCUACUGAGGGUCUGAAGGCCGCCCUUAAUAAUGCCCAGACACCCUGCACAGAACCUAUAUGUUCUCCUAGAUAA